AUGAAUUCAUCAUUAUCAUUAUCAACUAUUAUUUCCACAACAAUCAGCGAUAGCGAUGAUCUUAAUGGAAGUCUUGUUGACGAUUGGGAAAAUUAUAAAGCGUAUACAAAAUUCUAUUAUAUUACAGAUGAAGUCUUUUUAUAUGCUAAUCCAAUAUUGAUUAUUGUCGGUAUUCCCACUCAUGCAUUGUCUAUGAUAAUAUUUCUUCGUAAACGUAUGCGUCGUUAUCCAGUAUCAGUAUUUAUGGCUAUGUUAUCGUUAACUAAUAUUCUUAUUCUUGCCGGUCCAGUAACUAUGCAAUGGCUUAAUCAUAAAGUUUUUAUUGGUUUUGUUGUAACAGGUUCACGUUUUUUAUGCGCAUUUCAUGUUUAUAUUGAUUUAGUUGGUUCAUCGAUCAAUUCUUGGCUGAUAUUAAUGAUUGCUGUUGAACGUUAUUUAUCUGUAACUAAACCAUUUCUGAUUCGAACAAGUUUCAAUCGUCAACAAGCAUGGAUUAUUGUUUUUAGUGUUUCUUUAGUAGCUAUGAUAGCACCACUCGGUCUUGCAAUAGUUGCAUCAAAAGUUGAUGAUUGUCUUUUAUUUUUUUCUAAAACAUAUCAAAUCAUAGGUUCCAUACAGAUAUUUUUUAUAUAUGUUUUACCAUCAAUACUCAUAUUAACAUUAAGUAUAAUAACAGUACAUAAGUUACGUAAUCGUAUACGUACUAGUGGAUCAAGACGUAUUCAUAUAAGUGUGAUGUUGAUAGCCGUUUCAUUUUCUUUCAUAACAUUUACAAUGCCAUAUCAGGUAUGCUGGUAUUGGCUGUUUUCCACGGCAAUUGGUAGUGUGAAAUUAAAUCUUAAAGUUAAUAUAAUUAAUAUUGGCUUUCGUUAUAUAGCAUUAACAAUAAGAAAUUUAAAUUACACAUUAAAUUUUUUUCUCUAUUCCCUGACGUCAAUCGUAUUUCUUAAAGAAGCAUUUACAAUAGCACAUUGUAAUUAUUUUAUUAAUGAAACAUUUGUUGGACGUAAUCAGGCAUUGCGUCGUGCACGUCGUCUUCUUUCUGUAUAUGGAGGUGGAGAGCGAGAACAACAAGAAGAAGAAGAAGAAGAACAGCAACAACAACAACAACAACAGCCAUCAAAUACACUUAUUAAUCAAUCCAAUAUUAAUAACGAUGAAAAUAAUAAUAAUUAUCAUAGUUGUAAAAACCAGUUUCGCGUUAAAAAAGCUAAAAAAAAUCAUUUAACUUCAUCGCAAAAUGGUAGUAGGAAACAAUCAAAUCAAUUUUUAAAUGGGCAUUUGAAUUUAAAUACAAGUGCAACAAAUGUAUCAUUUAAUUUAAAACAAAUUAAACCAAUAUCGAUUGAAAACAAAUUUAAAUGGAAUUUAAAAGUAAAUCAUAAAUUUUCUCCAUUGAAUCAUUCAAAUUAUAUAAACCCCGAUGAUCUUGAACAACAACAACAACAACAACAACAACAACAACAACAGCAAUCAUCAUCGAAUUAUACUUCGACGUCCAAUGUACAUGAUUUUAUUACUAAAACGCAACAAUGA
Molecule: messenger RNA, 1536 nt
Organism: Rotaria socialis
Lineage: Eukaryota; Metazoa; Rotifera; Eurotatoria; Philodinida; Philodinidae
Source: the annotation of a GenBank genome assembly